AAAGAAGGAAGGACCAGAAGAUGCCCCGCCGUGUAUUCAUUUGGUUGGCUAAUGAGUGUACUCCAAAGAUGAACAGCCUAACCCCCCAACAAUAAUACAUAGGGACCACAUGUGGAAUCAUAAUCACCAUAAUCUCGUAUAAAAUCUCACAAUAUAUCCCAAUCUCAUUCGUUCAUUCUUAAUUACGUUCGUCCAAUGGCUCGCCACUCACGCUGGACUCUCCUCCUGCUCCUCCUCUCUGCUGCCGUCGUGUCGGCGGUGAUUGACGAUGACGAUAACAUUCUGAUCCGUCAAGUGGUGGAGGAUGGCGAUGAGCACUUGCUGAACGCGGAGCACCACUUCUCCGCCUUCAAGACCAAGUUCAGCAAGACGUACGCCACAAAAGAGGAGCACGACUAUCGGUUUGGCGUGUUCAAGAGCAACUUGCUCCGAGCAAAGUCGCAUCAGGAGCUGGACCCCUCCGCCAUACACGGCGUCACAAAGUUCUCCGAUCUCACUCCGUCAGAGUUCCGCAGCCAGUUCCUUGGCCUUAAACCUCUUAGCCUUCCCUCUGAUGCUCACAACGCACCAAUCCUCCCUACCGACAAUCUCCCUAAAGACUUCGACUGGCGCGACCAUGGAGCCGUCACUAACGUCAAGAACCAGGGCACGUGUGGGUCGUGUUGGUCCUUUAGCACCACAGGAGCGUUGGAAGGAGCUCAUUUUCUGGCAACGGGUGAGCUAGUGAGCCUUAGUGAGCAACAGCUUGUGGAUUGCGAUCACGAGUGUGAUCCAGACCUAAAUGAUGCAUGUGACUCGGGCUGCAAUGGGGGGUUGAUGACCACUGCAUUUGGGUACACAAAGAAGGCUGGUGGACUAGUGCGAGAAGAGGACUAUCCUUACACUGGAAGAGAUCGUGGCCCUUGCAAAUUUGACAAGAGCAAAAUUGCUGCUUCUGUGUCCAAUUUCAGUGUGGUUUCCCUAGAUGAAGACCAAAUUGCAGCAAACCUGGUGAAGAAUGGUCCUCUUUCAGUUGGUAUCAAUGCAGUUUAUAUGCAGACAUAUAUAGGAGGAGUCUCAUGCCCAUUCAUCUGUGGCAAGCACUUGGAUCAUGGGGUUCUUCUAGUGGGCUAUGGUGCUGGUGGUUAUGCUCCCAUUCGCUUUAAGGAAAAGCCUUAUUGGAUUAUAAAGAACUCAUGGGGUGAAAACUGGGGAGAGAAUGGAUAUUACAAGAUCUGCAGAGGUCACAAUAUGUGUGGGGUGGAUUCCAUGGUCUCAACUGUUACUGCUAUUCACACAUCUAGCCAUUAAGUAUAAGGUUGCUUUCAUGGUUGUGUGGUAUAUUAUGUAAAUACUUGGUUUAGUGUUGUAGACACAAAGGACACUGGCAAACUGCCACGCCGGUGUUCAUCUAUUGU
Molecule: messenger RNA, 1397 nt
Organism: Arachis ipaensis
Lineage: Eukaryota; Viridiplantae; Streptophyta; Magnoliopsida; Fabales; Fabaceae
Product: cysteine proteinase 15A
Biological process (GO): proteolysis
Molecular function (GO): cysteine-type peptidase activity
Source: RefSeq, a predicted model, not a curated record